CAACAGAAUGCAACAUCGAAUGUUUGAAAACACCAAAAUGUGGACAAACAAAUGUUGAGAAGCUAGGAGCCAGGAGAUGGAAUUGUGAUUUAUUUGGUUGGGGUACGGGUCAAACAGAAGAUAGCCCGGACCAUCUGCAUUACGUUAUGAUCCAAAACCGAUGUGAAAAUGGUUCCAAAUUCUUCUACAAUGGCUCCACCUAUUGUUUCAACCAAGGACCUUUAAGUUGGACGGACGCAGAAAACAAAUGCAUCGAGGAUGGGUCAAUCCUGGUUGCCAUAGAAACUGAAGACGAGCAAACAGCCUUGGCCAACUACUUGCUGAGUAAUGACGAGCUUCGUGAUAAAAAAUUCCACAUUGGCCUAAAUGACAGAGCUGAGGAGAACCAAUUCAUUUGGACUGGAUUGUUGGUACAGGCCACCUUCUUUAAUUGGAACGCAGGGGAACCAAACAAUGAUAUUAAUGAAGAAUGUGUUGCGAUGAACUAUCAGACCAAUUUCUAUUGGUAUGAUAUCGGUUGUUCAGACUACCUAUUUGGUUAUAUUUGUGAGCGCCAAAGUACCACUCGGAUUUGAAAAGAAUGAAGAAUGAGAGGAUACAGCGUAUUGCCACUUGGCCCUCUUAUUAUGUCAGCUUAUAAACUAGGUUCAACCAUAUUACCACUCAGGAAUGGACAAAUGGGCAAAACCCUGAAUAAAAACCAUCUAACAGACAGUGAAAUGUUAAAAGAUUUCAGUUUACCAUCC
This is a messenger RNA of Owenia fusiformis, 746 nucleotides long. NCBI's taxonomy places the organism in Eukaryota, Metazoa, Annelida, Polychaeta, Sabellida, Oweniidae. The record is from the annotation of a GenBank genome assembly.